Messenger RNA from Macrosiphum euphorbiae (potato aphid), 696 nucleotides. NCBI's taxonomy places the organism in Eukaryota, Metazoa, Arthropoda, Insecta, Hemiptera, Aphididae. The record is from the annotation of a GenBank genome assembly.
AUGAAAAAGAAAAGUCUUGAAUUUAAAAAAUUUUCUUCAGCCUGGGGUUUUACUAUCAUAAACUCAAGUCCUAAUUAUCCUAAAAGUAAUGGGUUAGCGGAGAAGGAUGUUGGUAUAGCAAAGAUGCUAAUUAGAAAAUCGACUCAUGAAAAACAGGAUUUAGAGCUGUACUUACUAAAUUAUUGCAAUGCACCUAUUACAGGAUUACAGUGUACGCCAGCUCAACUGUUACAAAGCAGAGAAGUAAGAUCUAAAAUGAAUGUGGUACACAGAAAAAAACUAUUUAAACCUGUUAUACAAAACUGUGUAGAGAAAAUGAGGGACUCAAAAAGAAAACAAGCUUUGUAUUAUAACAGAGGUGCGAAUAUAAAUAUUAGUUGCUUUGAGGAAGGUGAAAAAGUUUAUAUGCAGGACAAGUGGACAAAAAAUUGGCAUGAAGGAAAAAUAAUUAAAAAACUGAAAGAACCCAGAUCAUACUUAGUGAAAGACAGAAAUGGUAGGAUGUUAAGGAGGAAUACCAGUUUUCUUAAGAAAAUAGGAAUAAGGAAACAGAUCAGAGUAGAGGGUGAAAGAGAGGAGUAUGGCAAGUUAAGUAAUGAAGAACAUUACAACAAGAUUUGUAAUCAAACAUAUCAAAAAGAAGAUAGAACCAGGAUAGGGAGAAAGGUGGUAAAACCUAAAAAAUUAGACUUAUAA